Molecule: messenger RNA, 2448 nt
Organism: Gigantopelta aegis
Lineage: Eukaryota; Metazoa; Mollusca; Gastropoda; Neomphalida; Peltospiridae
Product: 5'-3' exoribonuclease 1-like
Biological process (GO): nuclear-transcribed mRNA catabolic process; rRNA catabolic process
Cellular component (GO): nucleus
Molecular function (GO): 5'-3' RNA exonuclease activity; RNA binding
Source: RefSeq, a predicted model, not a curated record
AUGGGAGUUCCUAAAUUUUAUCGAUGGAUUAGUGAGCGCUAUCCCUGUCUGAGUCAAGUUGUUAAAGAUUACCAAAUACCUGAAUUUGACAACUUCUACUUAGAUAUGAAUGGAAUAAUCCACACCUGCUCUCAUCCUAAUGAUGAUAACCCUUCAUUUCGUAUCACAGAUGAUAAAAUAUUUAGUGACAUUUUCCAUUAUUUAGAAGUAUUAUUUCGUAUAGUGAAACCACAAAAGGUCAUGUUUAUGGCCGUAGAUGGGGUUGCCCCUCGAGCUAAAAUGAAUCAACAAAGAGGAAGACGAUUUCGAUCAGCAAAGGAAGCUGAGGAUGUUGUCAGAAAGGCUAUUUCUAAAGGUAUCGUUCUUCCAACUGAUGCUCAAUUUGAUUCUAAUUGUAUUACACCUGGUACUUCUUUCAUGGCAAGGCUUAACGAACAAUUAAAGUAUUUUAUUAAUCAGAAGCUUGCUACUGAUCCAGCAUGGCAAAAAGUGGAGAUCAUCUUGUCAGGUCAUGAGGUUCCUGGAGAAGGUGAACAUAAGAUUAUGGAUUAUAUCCGAUAUAGUAAAUCUCAACCUGAUUAUGACUCAAAUACUAGACAUUGUCUCUAUGGACUGGAUGCUGAUUUAAUCAUGUUAGGUUUAGUGACUCACGAGCCUCAUUUUUGUCUGCUCAGAGAAGAGGUAAAGUUUGGAAAGAGUGCUAAGCGUCAGACAUCAGUUGAUGCAGUGACUUUUCACCUCCUACAUCUUUCAAUUUUAAGAGAAUACUUGGACUAUGAAUUUGCUUCGCUAAAGGACAUCUUACCCUUUCCCUAUAAUUUGGAGUCAAUUAUUGAUGAUUGGGUACUAAUGGGUUUCUUUAUCGGCAACGACUUCAUUCAUCUCCCUAAUAUGCACAUUAGACAGGAAGUCCUUCCUUUUUUAUAUCAAAGAUACAUUGAGACAUUACCAACUCUUGGAGGAUAUCUCAAUGAGAAUGGUAAGAUCAAUUUGGCAAGGAUGGAGAAAUAUCUUGAGGCACUGAGUCAGUUUGAUGAUGACUACUUUUUGGACUUGAUGACUGACCUGAAAUGGAUGGAAGGCAAGAAAAAGAAAAGAAAACAAAAUGGAGGACAGCAAGAGAUAAAAACAACAGAGCCACAAGAUAUGGAAGAAACAGAAGAUGAAGAAGAUGUAAAUAGAAAUGAUCAAUUUGUUACUGAUGUUACUGCUAUGAAAGCUGUCUACUAUCAAGAGAAGUUUAGAAUAGAGAAAGUUACUGACGAGAAAUUAUCAGAGCUGGCAAAGUGUUACAUUGUAGGAAUACAAUGGGUCCUGAGCUAUUACUAUACUGGUGUACCAUCAUGGAGCUGGUAUAUCCCUUUUCAUUAUGCACCUUUUGUUUCUGAGCUCAAGAAUUUCAGUAAAAUUUCUAUAGAAUUUGAAUUAGGUUCUCCAUUCUUACCAUUUGAGCAGCUGCUAGCAGUAUUACCUGCUAACAGUCGGUUCCUGCUACCUGAAGCUUAUCGUGGUCUAAUGGUGAAUGAAGAUUCUCCAAUAUUGGAGUUUUAUCCUGAUACAUUUGAGACUGACUUGAAUGGAAAACAACAUGAAUGGGAGGCUAUUGUCUUAAUUCCUUUUAUAGAUGAAGAACGUCUUUUACAAGCCAUGAAACCUUGUAGUCUUCGGUUAUCGGAUGAAGAAGUUCGGAGAAACUCUCAUGGACCUUGUUUGAUUUACAAGUAUGACAGGGACGCUCCCUCACGUACCUAUCCCUCCCCUGGCCGACUCAAUUUCCUGAUGUCCAAAAUUGUAAAGUCAGGUACUGGUGAUUUUUUUAAGCCCCAUCCCUCAUCUCAUUGUGCUAGAUGUGAAGCCUUGUCUUCAAAUCCUUAUCCGCUAAAUAUCAAAGACAUUGUUUGGGGACUAUGUCCAUCAGUGAAGUUAGAUCUCUUCUUUCCUGGAUUUCCGACUUUGAAGCAUGUACCUCACAAGCCAUUUCUUGAAGCUAGAGGUGUUAGAAUAUUUCAAGCUGCUAGCAGAGGUCAAAGUAUAUGUUUAAAUGUUCUUCCACAGCAACAUCUGAAUAAGCCAGUUGCUGAUAUCGCUAAAGAACUGGUUGGGAAAACUUGUUUUGUUCGUUGGCCUCAUCUCAUUGAAGCUAAAGUAAAGGAUAUAACAGAAUAUGCUCCAGAAUAUUCAGAAAAGACAAGACCACUCGAAGAACUCUACGAAGAAGGUAGCCAGUGUUUUCUUCUUCAUCCUCCUUACUAUGGAGAACAAGCAGAGGACCAACCUGAUUACGGGUAUUAUGUUGGACAGCCCUAUGUGUAUUCUAAAGAGAGUCCUAUGGCACUCGAAGUAUGGAACAAGUACGUGAGAAAACCCCCUUCAUCACACCAAAACAACACCAAAAACGAGUUUGAUCUGAUGCUACAGUCAAUGCAAAAGCAGACUCCACCACAAUAA